AUGUUUACUACCGACCAUCAAGAAGAUGGCGAAAGCGGUGGCUUCUUCCACAAGCUUAAGAAGCCGUUCCGCGAGCUCGAGGAGAAGCUUGAAGGAACUCACCUCCAUGAUGCCAAGGUUCACCUUGUCCACAAGAAGCACCAGAUUGGAAAGUUUGCCAACCUCUUUAACGCGAAUCACCGCCACGACGAAGAGCACGAGAAAGCCACCGACGAAAAGCGAGCCAAGAUCGCCGAACAGCACCGUUUCAACUCCUAUUUCCCAGUGCAUGAGGGAAACCAGAUUAAAUGGUAUGUUGAUGGCCGUGAUUACUUCUGGGCCGUCUCCGAAGCUCUCGAGAAGGCCCAGGAGACCAUCUACAUUGCCGACUGGUGGCUGUCCCCCGAGCUGUUCUUGCGCCGCCCACCCCAUUUCAACCAGCAAUGGAGACUAGACCAAGUCUUGAAGCGCCGUGCCGAGGCUGGUGUCAAGAUCUAUGUUCAAGUCUACCGUGAAGUCGAAGCCGCCCUGACCUGCAACUCUGAGCACACCAAGCACGCCUUGCAGGCGCUCUGCCCCGAGGGCUCACCAGGAUACGGUAACAUCAAGAUCAUGCGCCACCCUGACCACAACGUUUUUGAAAAUGCUGCCGAUAUGACCUUUUACUGGGCCCACCACGAAAAGUACAUUGUGAUUGACUACGCUCUGGCUUUCAUCGGAGGUCUUGAUCUCUGCUUCGGCCGCUGGGACAGCCACACUCAUCCCCUCGCCGAUGCUCACCCCGAAGGCGUCCAAAACGAGGUCUGGCCGGGCCAAGAUUUCAACAACAAUCGAAUCAUGGACUUUAAGAACGUCCAGGACUGGAAGCAGAACGAACUAAGCAAGGCUCAGUACGGCCGCAUGCCCUGGCACGAUGUUGCCAUGGGUGUCAUCGGACCUUGCGUCUACGAUAUCGCCGAGCACUUCGUCUUGCGUUGGAACUUUGUAAAGCGUGACAAGUACAAGCGUGAUGAGCGAUUCGACUGGAUCCAGCUGCAAGGUCGACUGGGUGACGACGAGGAUCUUGUGGGAGUUCAGAGGCCUAAGCAUCCUGUGGGAGACUACAUCACUCAUCCUCUCAGUGACCUGAGCACGAAGAACCUGGACAACCGUGGAACGGUUCGCGCCCAGAUUGUGCGAUCAAGUGCCGACUGGUCCAGUGGUAUCUUGACCGACCACUCCAUUCAGAACGCCUAUUCCGAAAUCAUCAGCAAGGCCGAACACUUUGUAUACAUUGAGAACCAGUUCUUUAUCACCGCCACCGGUGACCAGCAGUCUCCAAUCCACAACACCAUCGGACGCGCCAUUGUUGACGCCGUCGUCAGGGCUGGCAAGGAGGGCCGCAAGUUCAGAGUAAUCAUCCUCAUUCCCGCGAUUCCCGGUUUUGCCGGUGACCUCCGUGACGAUGCCGCUACUGGAACUCGAGCCAUCAUGGACUACCAAUUCAAGUCAAUUUGCCGUGGAGAGCACUCCAUCUUCGAACAGGUCAAGGCGCAAGGUAUUGACCCUAGGAACCACAUCUUCUUCUUCAAUCUUCGUUCGUACGACCGCCUCAACAGGACCUCGGCUGUGGAGAAGAGGGAGAAGGACACAGGCGUCAAGUACGCAGAUGUCCAGCGCGCUCAAGCCGAGGAGGUGAUGGGUGCUGGUAUUCACGGCACUAACGACCCGGGACAUCACGAACGUGACGCGCACAUGGGUACCGUGGCGGAUCAGGCCGGUAGAGGCAAGCCGCAGGAAGCAAUCAACGCCAUCGAAGCAAAGCAGAAAUUCGAAGCAAGCUUGGGCGACGGCGAACACAAGACUCAGUGGUCUGUUGCCCACCAUGCCAUGGCCAACUCGGGCUCCAUCGAAGAUGAGGUUUGGGAGGACGAAGAUCCCGAAACCGAGAUCCGCAACUGGAUUCAGGAAGAGCUCUAUAUCCACUCCAAGCUUCUGAUUGUCGACGACCGCAUCGUCGUGUGCGGCUCCAGCAACCUGAACGAUCGCAGCCAGGUCGGCCACCACGAUAGUGAGUUGAGUAUCGUCAUGGAGGACACGAAGCUAGUUCCCAGCACGAUGAAUGGCCAGCCGUACGAGGCAGGGUGGCACGCGACGAGCCUGCGACGCUAUCUCUGGCGUGAACAUCUCGGUCUUUUACCCGCCCAGGACCUUGACGGCACAAACGACCCCAACGCACAGCCGCCUGGAGAUGACUCGCCGAACGAUGCGUGGGACCGCGAUGAGAGCUGGAAGUUUGUAGAGGAUCCGCUCAACGAUGAGAUGUGGAGCAUGUGGACGCAAAACGCAACCAAGAACACGGAGCUGUACAGACAUCUCUUCCACGCCGACCCAGAUGACCAUAUCAAAACAUUCGAGGAUUACGACAGAUAUCUACCUCCCAAGGGACUCAAGUCUGGCCACAUCUUUGACCAGUUUAUGCCUGCCAAGGACGCACGGAAGAAGAUUGACCAGAUCAAGGGUCACCUCGUGUGGUUCCCGCUCGACUUCCUGCGAGACGCCGAGAUGGCUGAGAAGGGGUUGCAAGUCAACCAGUUCACAGAGAGUGUUUACACCUAA
Messenger RNA from Colletotrichum truncatum, 2577 nucleotides. Its product is annotated as phospholipase. The record is from RefSeq and is a predicted model, not a curated record. NCBI's taxonomy places the organism in Eukaryota, Fungi, Ascomycota, Sordariomycetes, Glomerellales, Glomerellaceae. Gene Ontology annotation, cellular component: intracellular membrane-bounded organelle. Gene Ontology annotation, biological process: phosphatidic acid biosynthetic process; phospholipid catabolic process; intracellular signal transduction. Gene Ontology annotation, molecular function: D-type glycerophospholipase activity.